CCAAUGUUAUGCCACAAAAUACUCAUAAUCAUUUACACACAGAGAUAGCUUUUAGUGACCUCUUCAGUUUAGUUUAAUUUAUAGUUAAGUGUGCAGCUGCGGGUGGCUGACUAGAAAUAUUUUGUGUUAAAAAUGUGGCUUCAAACAGUUUUCACUGCAGGAUUUAUCCUGUUGACCGUGGUAGUGUCGAUGAAACUAUUUCGUAGUAAAAUUUACAACAUUGCGAUAGUUCAUUUAACAUCUAAAUGGUACAAAGAGGUCCUUGCACUCGUUGAUAACAACACAAAGAUCCUUGAUAUUGGCAUCGGAACCGGUCAAGCAUUGAUCAAAAACAAAUCGGUACUGAUCGAGAAAGGGAUCACCGUCGAAGGAGUUGACUAUGAUUCAGACUAUGUAAAUGAGUGUCAAACGCAUAUUAAGGCCGAAGGAUUGCAAAAUUCUAUAACGGUGUGUCACAAGUCCAUAUUGGACUAUAACGGUGGACCGUACGAUGCUAUCUAUUUUAGUGGAUCAUUGAUGAUACUUCCAGAUCCCGUCCAUGCACUGAAUCACGUCAAGCGGAUGUUAAGUGAAAAUGGCAAAAUUUACGUAACACAAACAAUCGAAACGAAUCGGUCGAAUGUUUUGAGGCUGGUGAAACCGUUGUUGAAAUAUGUUCUAACGAUUGAUUUCGGAAAUGUGACCUAUGAAGAUGAUCUGCUCGAUGCAUUUAAGACAACGAAUUUAACAGUGCGAAUGAAUAAAGCGAUUUGUGGGACAUCGAUCGGAGACGCUCGAUCGUUUCGAUUGUUUGUGUUGGAGCCGAUGGUUGGCUGAUCGGUUUUGAAUGGGAAGUAGGAAGUUUACGGAAGUUAUUUAUGUAAAAUUUGUGUUGACUUUCAAUAAAAUUGUUGGAAGACUUA
Bradysia coprophila is the source of this 902-nucleotide messenger RNA. RefSeq names its product demethylmenaquinone methyltransferase-like. The record is from RefSeq and is a predicted model, not a curated record. NCBI's taxonomy places the organism in Eukaryota, Metazoa, Arthropoda, Insecta, Diptera, Sciaridae.